Messenger RNA from Closterium sp. Yama58-4, 2937 nucleotides. The record is from the annotation of a GenBank genome assembly. NCBI's taxonomy places the organism in Eukaryota, Viridiplantae, Streptophyta, Zygnematophyceae, Desmidiales, Closteriaceae.
AUGAUGCAGCAUGGGAACAGAUUUUUAGUGUGCAACAGAUGUAAGCGGGUAGACACGCUUCUUCUGACUCACUAUGCUGUCUCUCCCCUCUUCCCCCCCUGCGCUGCCCCAAAGGAGUUUUGGCCAUGGCGUGGUGUCCCAUGCUGUCUCUCCUCCCUCUUCUCCCCACACUGCCCCACAGGAGUGUUGGCCAUGGCAUGGUGUCCCAGUGACAGCGGGCUGCUGCUUUCAUGCGCCAAGGACAACCGCACCCUCUGCUGGGACACGUCCGUUGGGGAGGUGCUCUGUGAGUUACCAGCAGGCACCAACUGGAACUUCGACCUGCAGUGGUCGCCACGCGUGCCGGGGCUGCUCUCCGCCUCCUGCUUCGACGGCCACGUCUCACUCUACAACAUCGAGGUGCGUCUCUCACUCUACAACAUCGAGGUGCGUCUCUCACUCUACAACAUCAAGGUGAGUUGCUUCACAGCAUUCACGCGUGAGCUUCUUUGGUCGCCACGCGUGCCGGAGCUGCUCUCCGCCUCCUGCUUCGACGGCCACGUCUCACUCUACAACAUCAAGGUGCAUCAUGCUUAUGUUGCGCCUUUCUUUCUUGUUGGGUCUUUGAAACGUUUCCUCCACCCCUCCCCUCCUGUCUUUAUUGUUGCUGCUCUGCCCCAUCUCUGGCAGUCCGCCAGCAGCAAGGAGUCGGACUUUGGGGCGUCGCUUGCCAACAGAACGCCCAUGGCCACAUCCCGCGCGCCCAAGUGGCUGAAGCGGCCGUGCGGAGCAACCUUUGGCUUCGGCGGGCGGCUGCUGUGCUUUGGAAGCAAGGCGGGGCAGGCGGGGGCGCAGGUGUCGGUGCACAGUGUGGUGACGGAGGAGGGCGUGGUGGCCCGCGCUGACGAGUUUGAAGCUGCCGUUGCAGGCGGUGACAGGGAGAAUCUGAAGGCCUUCUGCCAACACAAGGCGCAGCUCGCCAUUGCACCAGAGGACAGGGAGACGUGGGAUUUCCUGACGGUCCUCUUUGAAGACGAUGCACGCCGCAAGCUGCUGGCACACCUCGACUUCCCCCCCAUCCACAUCCCCAACCCCACCCUGCCCCCCGCCGAAGACCCCACCGCUGCUGCUGAAACUGAAGCAGCAGCAGCAGCAGCAGCAGAGGGGGCGGCAGGAGGGGAGGCGGGAGCAGAGGCGGCAGCAGCAGGAGUUGGAGGUCUGUCUCUUGACGGUGCUGGUGGUGAUGGAGGGGGGGUUGUGGCAGGGACAGGGCUGGAUGGGAUCCCGUCCGCCACUGGCGACGUUGACUUCUUUGACAAUCUUGCCGGCAGCACCACUCCCGGCGCUACAGCCGCCGCUGCAGCCGCAGUGGGGACAGCACAAGGGGAAGCUCCGGGGGAAAAUGGCGAGGUAACCGGCGACGGAGCAGGGGAGGGUGAGGCGGAGGAGGAGGAGGAAGAGGAGGAGGAAGAGGAGGAGGAGGGAGGAGGGGAGUGGGAGGGCGAGGUGCAGAGGGCACUGGUGGUGGGGAACUAUGAGGCGGCGGUGGAGAGGUGUCUAGCAGCGGGCAGGGUGGCGGACGCGCUGGUGCUGGCGGCGGUGGCGGGGUUUAAUUCCGACCUCUGGGCGCGCACGCAGCGCUGGUACCUCCGCCGCCACCGCCGCCGCUCCUUCCUCAAGGUGGAUGCGGUGCGCAAGGCCUGCAGACGUUUGCUUCGUUUGUGCCUCCUCCUCCUCCUCCUCGCCCCUUGCACCCGAGUACCUCAAUCCCUUCUUCCCCUUCUUUCCUCCCUCAUCCCUCCCCAACUUUCCCUUGUCCACUCUUUCUUCUCCUCCCCCCUCUCCGCACAUCUUUUCCUCUCCGCACAUCUUUUCCUCUCCUCACAUCUUUUCCUCUCCUCACAUCUUUUCCUCUCCUCACAUCUUUUCCUCUCCGCACAUCUUUUCCUCUCCUCACAUCUUUUCCUCUCCGCACAUCUUUUCCUCUCCUCACAUCUUUUCCUCUCCGCACAUCUUUUCCUCUCCUCACAUCUUUUCCUCUCCGCACAUCUUUUCCUCUCCUCACAUCUUUUCCUCUCCGCACAUCUUUUCCUCUCCGCACAUCUUUUCCUCUCCGCACAUCUUUUCCUCUCCUCACAUCUUUUCCUCUCCUCACAUCUUUUCCUCUCCGCACAUCUUUUCCUCUCCUCACAUCUUUUCCUCUCCGCACAUCUUUUCCUCUCCUCACAUCUUUUCCUCUCCUCACAUCUUUUCCUCUCCGCACAUCUUUUCCUCUCCGCACAUCUUUUCCUCUCCUCACAUCUUUUCCUCUCCUCACAUCUUUUCCUCUCCUCACAUCUUUUCCUCUCCGCACAUCUUUUCCUCUCCGCACAUCUUUUCCUCUCCGCACAUCUUUUCCUCUCCGCACAUCUUUUCCUCUCCGCACAUCUUUUCCUCUCCGCACAUCUUUUCCUCUCCUCACAUCUUUUCCUCUCCUCACAUCUUUUCCUCUCCGCACAUCUUUUCCUCUCCUCACAUCUUUUCCUCUCCGCACAUCUUUUCCUCUCCGCACAUCUUUUCCUCUCCGCACAUCUUUUCCUCUCCUCACAUCUUUUCCUCUCCUCACAUCUUUUCCUCUCCGCACAUCUUUUCCUCUCCUCACAUCUUUUCCUCUCCGCACAUCUUUUCCUCUCCUCACAUCUUUUCCUCUCCUCACAUCUUUUCCUCUCCUCACAUCUUUUCCUCUCCUCACAUCUUUUCCUCUCCUCACAUCUUUUCCUCUCCUCACAUCUUUUCCUCUCCUCACAUCUUUUCCUCUCCUCACAUCUUUUCCUCUCCGCACAUCUUUUCCUCUCCGCACAUCUUUUCCUCUCCUCACAUCUUUUCCUCUCCUCACAUCUUUUCCUCUCCUCACAUCUUUUCCUCUCCUCACAUCUUUUCCUCUCCUCCACAGCUGCUGAAUGUGGUGGUGGCGAGUGA